UGCGCGGGGAGGCGCUCGCCCCGCCGUGGGCGCGGAGGGGCCGCCGCCGCCGGCGGGAGCCGCCUGCCGCAAGGACGGGGUGACUCCGGCCGCCGCCCGGCUCCGCAGCGGCGCGGGAGCCGCCCUCGCCCGGGGGCACCGCCGCGGGGCGCGGAGCCGCAGUGCGCGCCUCGGUGAGAUCUCUGAACAACAACUUUUUCACGUAAAUUGACAAAGGUGGAGAAGAGAUGGCCAGUUCAGCCCGAGAACACCUGCUUUUUGUGCGACGUCGCAACCCCCAGCUGCGGUAUACUCUGAGCCCAGAGAAUCUGCAUAGUUUGGCAUCUCAGGGCACCAUGGCUGAGAACAUGAACUUGCAGCGUGCCAACAGUGACACUGAUUUAGUGACCUCGGAUAGCAGGUCAAGUUUGACAGCCAGUAUGUACGAAUACACCUUGGGGCAAUCUCAGAACCUCAUAAUUUUCUGGGAUAUUAAGGAAGAAGUAGACCCAACUGACUGGAUAGGACUUUAUCACAUAGAUGAGAACUCUCCAGCCAAUUUUUGGGAUUCCAAGAAUCGGGGAGUGACUGGCACGCAAAAAGGACAAAUUGUAUGGCGAAUUGAACCUGGCCCCUAUUUUAUGGAGUCUGAAAUAAAGAUCUGUUUUAAAUACUACCAUGGUGUUAGUGGAGCCCUCCGAGCUACUACUCCAUGUAUCACUGUGAAAAACCCGGCUGUGAUGAUGGGAGUGGAAGGCACGGAUGAAGGUGCUUCUGGAGCCCAGCAGUCUAGAAAGUUGGUCAGCUUUACCCUGUCAGAUAUUAGAGCAGCUGGACUUAAAAAAGGCAUGUUCUUCAACCCUGAUCCUUAUCUAAAGAUGUCCAUUCAGCCAGGCAAGAAAAGUACAUUUCCUACAUUUGCUCAUCAUGGCCAGGAAAGAAGGUCGACCAUCAUCAGUAACACAACUAAUCCUGUUUGGCACAGAGAGAAAUAUUCUUUUGUUGCACUUCUAACAGAUGUCCUGGAAAUUGAGGUUAAAGACAAAUUUGCCAAGAGUCGCCCGAUCAUCAAGCGCUUUCUUGGGAAGUUAACCAUACCUGUUCAGAGACUACUGGAGAGACAUGCAAUUGGAGACCAGGUUCUCAGCUAUAAUCUUGGCAGAAGGCUCCCAGCUGAUCAUGUAAGUGGGUAUCUCCAAUUCAAAGUGGAAAUCACAUCUUCUGUUCACGAAGAUGCUUCACCAGAAGCAGUUGGCACUUUGCUGGGAGUUAACUCUGUAAAUGGAGACUUGGGGAGCCCCUCCGAUGAUGAGGACAUGCCAACAGGACAUCAUGAUACAUCCACAGUGUGUUCCAAUGGUCCAGUCCUCGAGGACUCUUCUGGAGAAGCAAUCCUGCGACACCCUUUAAGGACUAGUACAACUCUGGAGACAGAUCAGGAUGACUUGACCUCCGGUGCUUCAAGAUCAUCGCCUACCAGAGGUCGCCAGGACUCGCUAAAUGACUAUCUGGAUGCAAUAGAACACAAUAAUCAUCCCAGACCGGGGACGUCUGCCUGUGGUGAGCGUCCCCACGGAGCCUCUCCAAAACUGAGGAGCAGUUUCCCAACUGACACAAGACUUAGUGCUAUGCUUCACAUUGACUCAGAUGAAGAGGAGCAUGAGCUACAUCAAGACCUGGGUUUUCCGUCUUCCUUGGAAGAUGAUGGUGGUUUAGUAAUGCUUAAUGGUGCUACAAGAAACGUCGAAAGGAAUGGUCUAAGUUAUUCAUCAGAUCAGGUAAUGCAAGGGCCUGCAGAGAGCGAAAGCGUUUCAGCCUCUGAAGCUCCUUUGCCAUCAACUGAUGAGCAGCAAGAGGCUCCCCCAGAGCUUCCACCGUCCCAGUUAGCAGGAGGUGAAACCCUGCAGGGUUCUCAAAGCGAAGCAGCAGCAGAGCAGGCUGGCAGCGAGUCCUGUGCUGCUCAGGAGGCAGAGCAGCCCCCUAGCAGUGCGGACGCAGGAUCUGCCAGUGCCUCUGCUGGGAGCAGAAGGGGUGUUAGUGAGACGGAAUCCAUUGAUCAGGGGUCUGAACCUUCCCAGAUGUCAUCAGAAACUGAGCAGAGCGAUCCUGCUCGCACGGAAAGCGUCAGUGAGGCUAGUACCCGGCCAGAAGGGGAGAGUGACCUGGAAGGGGCGGACAGCUCUUGCAAUGAAAGCGCAACUGUGCGACGUUCCUCAGUUGAAAUGCGGUGUUCUUUUGAAAGCGCCAGGUUUCCUGAGACCCCAGCCUUUUCUUCUCAGGAGGAAGAAGAGGGAGCUUGUGCCACCGAUGCAGCUAGAACUGAACCAGGUGCUGAAGCACAGGACUCUGCAAGUACUUCUGGCUCUCUACCUGUGGUACAGUUACCUCCAGAGGAAGCACAGGAGGCUGAGGCAGGUGAAUUACAAGACCGAGAGGAAGCAGAAGAAAUCUGGCAAAGGAGAAGAAGCCUGCAGGCAGCAGCUGCCAACAGCCAGUCUCAGGAGGAAGAACCUGAAGGAGCCCAAGCAGCUUGUGAGGGUGCUACAGCACAGGUUGAAGGAGCUACUGGAGGUUCUCAAGCCAAUGGCCAUCAGCCCUUGAGGUCGCUGCCUUCGGUACGUCAGGAUGUUAGUCGGUACCAGAGAGUGGAUGAGGCUCUACCACCAAACUGGGAGGCUCGGAUUGACAGCCAUGGACGGAUUUUUUAUGUGGACCACGUGAACAGGACAACAACAUGGCAGCGACCCACAGCCCCCCCAGCCCCACAGAUUCUCCAGAGGUCAAAUUCCAUACAGCAAAUGGAACAGCUGAAUCGCCGGUACCAGAGCAUCCGAAGAACAAUGACUAACGACAGGCCUGAAGAGCAUACAAAUGCCGUGGAUGGAGCUGGAGAGGAAACUGACUUUCACCAUUCUAAUGCAGAUUUUCGAAGAGAGAACGUGCUGCCUCACUCUACCUCCAGAUCCAGACUUACUUUAUUGCUCCAGUCUCCCCCUGUGAAAUUCCUUAUCAGCCCAGAGUUCUUUACAGUGCUGCAUUCUAACCCUAGUGCCUACCGCAUGUUUACAAAUAACACGUGUUUGAAGCACAUGAUCACCAAAGUCCGGCGGGACACCCACCAUUUUGAGCGCUACCAGCAUAAUCGUGACUUGGUGGGCUUCCUCAACAUGUUUGCUAACAAACAGCUGGAGCUGCCAAGAGGUUGGGAAAUGAAACACGACCAUCAGGGCAAGGCUUUCUUUGUUGACCACAAUUCCCGCACUACCACGUUCAUUGAUCCCCGGCUUCCCUUGCAGAGUAGCAGGCCCACUAGUGCGUUAGUCCAUCGGCAGCACUUGACUAGACAACGCAGCCACAGUGCUGGUGAGGUCGGAGAGGACUCCCGUCAUUCAGGACCACCGGUUUUGCCGAGACCAUCUAGCACAUUCAAUACCGUCAGCAGAGCGCAGUACCAGGAUGUGGUUCCAGUGGCUUACAAUGACAAGAUUGUUGCAUUUUUGCGGCAGCCCAAUAUCUUUGAAAUUUUACAAGAGCGUCAACCAGAUCUUACCAGGAACCAUUCACUCAGGGAGAAGAUCCAGUUCAUCCGGACGGAGGGAACACCUGGGUUGGUGCGUUUAUCCAGUGAUGCAGACCUUGUCAUGUUACUCAGCUUGUUUGAGGAGGAGAUAAUGUCAUACGUGCCGCCACAUGCCUUACUUCAUCCUAGUUAUUGCCAGUCCCCGAGAGGCUCGCCGGUGUCUUCGCCUCAGAACUCUCCAGGUACUCAGCGUGCCAAUGCCCGAGCUCCAGCUCCUUACAAAAGAGAUUUUGAAGCCAAGCUGAGGAACUUUUACAGGAAGUUGGAGACUAAAGGAUAUGGACAAGGCCCAGGGAAAUUGAAAUUAAUCAUCAGGAGAGAUCACUUGCUAGAAGAUGCCUUUAACCAGAUCAUGGGCUACUCAAGAAAAGACCUGCAGAGAAAUAAACUCUAUGUCACGUUUGUUGGGGAAGAAGGGUUGGACUACAGUGGACCUUCAAGAGAGUUUUUUUUCCUGGUGUCUAGAGAGCUCUUCAAUCCAUAUUAUGGUUUGUUUGAGUAUUCAGCCAACGAUACCUACACAGUACAAAUAAGUCCCAUGUCUGCUUUUGUAGACAAUCACCAUGAGUGGUUCAGGUUUAGCGGUCGAAUUCUUGGUCUUGCUCUGAUACAUCAGUAUUUGCUAGAUGCCUUUUUUACACGACCCUUUUAUAAAGCCCUCCUCCGAAUACUCUGUGACCUGAGUGACCUGGAAUAUCUCGAUGAAGAGUUUCACCAGAGUUUGCAGUGGAUGAAAGACAAUGACAUACAUGAUAUCCUAGAUCUCACAUUUACUGUAAAUGAAGAAGUUUUUGGGCAGAUCACAGAACGGGAACUGAAGCCCGGAGGUGCCAACAUCCCAGUAACUGAAAAGAACAAGAAAGAAUAUAUAGAAAGAAUGGUGAAAUGGAGAAUUGAGAGAGGAGUUGUACAACAGACAGAAAGUCUAGUUCGUGGUUUCUAUGAGGUGGUGGAUGCGAGGCUCGUGUCUGUGUUUGAUGCCAGAGAACUGGAACUGGUUAUAGCUGGAACAGCAGAAAUUGACUUGAGCGACUGGAGAAAUAACACAGAAUAUAGAGGAGGUUAUCAUGACAAUCACAUUGUGAUCCGGUGGUUCUGGGCUGCUGUGGAAAGGUUCAACAAUGAACAACGACUAAGACUUUUACAGUUUGUUACAGGCACGUCCAGCAUACCUUAUGAAGGAUUUGCCUCUCUGCGGGGGAGCAAUGGUCCAAGAAGGUUCUGCGUGGAGAAGUGGGGGAAGAUCACUGCUCUUCCAAGGGCUCACACUUGUUUCAAUCGUCUGGACCUUCCCCCUUAUCCGUCAUUCUCUAUGUUAUAUGAAAAACUGUUGACAGCAGUUGAAGAGACAAGUACUUUUGGACUUGAGUGAUACACAAACCACAGUGCCCAGCUCACUGGACUUUUGUGGGUCUGUCUUCUCAAGGAAUGAAUGAACGUUUGUAUUGGAUUUCCUAGAGGAAAAUUGUUUCACGGUGCAAUUCAAAUAAUGAGGUUCCAUGAAAGAGCUUCUGAAGCAAUUAAAAUGCAUUGUAGUAGUGGCGAAAUUCUCUACGGUGAAACUAGAGUGUGCCUGAUGUGCAGGGAAAACCAAUUCUUGCAAUCCAUGGCUUUUCAGGACAGCCAAAUUUCUUAAGUUUAUGUUCUGAGCAAACAAGAAACGUGAUCCCACGUUACAAUCAACCUGGCUACUGCAAAACUGACACGUAUCCGAAAACUGGAUUUCAUCAGAGUUGUUGAAUAGCAAAUGCAAGGAAAAAUGUGAAACCAUUCAGCCCCUUACCUACCCAGUAAAUUAUCAAAAAAUCAUACGAGAGAUUUUUAUUUUUUUUUUAAAUUCCUGAAGGUACAUUACUUCAUGCCGUGUUGUAAUAGCAUUCUCAGUACUUGCUUUACGUAAGACUACGAGUGCCUGCAUGGGGUGCACCACAGAGCUCAAGUCCCUGGGGCAGAAGUGAAUUGGAGGGAAGGUCAGAGCCAAAGGAUAUCACAGCAACGGCUUGCGUUGAGGUUUGUGGAAAUGUGUUUGCCAGUGGUGUGUAUGACAAAAGAUUAGCUGUUAUAAUGAACUUAAUGACUUAAUAAGACUGAUUUUAUGCUUUAUACUGCAUGGAAACUAUUUUAAGAAGAAACUAGCAAUUUAUCACAGCAUAUCAGGAGAAAAACCCUAACACAGUGACUUCUGUUUAUUUUUAUAGGUUCCUUAUAUUAUGUUUCUUAGAGUGUAAACAGGAAACAAGCAAACUAAAACGCUCUUUCUGUUUCUGUCACUUUCCAUGCUUGAACAGACAUUCUGCUAGUGUUUAUUCUUUAAGCACUCUCAAAGGGGAAAAAAAAUGCCUUUUAUUUUUAUAAGAGUGAAAAACUCCCAAAAAUAUUUUGCACUGAAUGUACCAAAGUUGAAGGGACAUUAUGAUCUGACUGAUAGCAAACUGCAUCACUAUCAAGUAUCUAUAAAAAUGCUUAGGAACCAGGCUUUCUUCACGGUGCCAUGUCUAGAGAAACCAGGACUGUGCACAUAAGUAAUAAUUUUAUAAUACUAUAUGUGAUGUUGUAAUAUGCAUUUAUUUUAAAUGCAUCUGGGUCAUUUUUCAUGCAUUGGAUAACUUAAUGCAGUGGAUUUUAAUACAGAUAUUUCAUAUGCUCCCCACAACUUUUGAUUUGUACAGCACCAUAAAACACUAGCUCAGCUGGGAAACCCAUGGGUAACCUGCUUCAAGGUGAGCCACUGGUCACAGUGCCACUGUCCCGUAUCAGUGAACACCUACAAGAUGUAAACUGUUCACAUAGUGUCUAAGCUUGCAUUUCCACUGAUAAAUAGUUUCUUAUCAAACGGUAUUUGGAAGAGUUUUUAUGGCAUAUCAAACACUGCAUGGACACCAAUUUCUUUAUGCUUAAUUUUGCUGAAAUACACGAGGCUUGCUGGCAUCUAUUUUUGGUACUUUCCUCCAGACGGUCUUGUGGAACACUUGGGCAGCUGCGCACCGUUUCUUGUCCAGCUGCUGUCACGCAGUGCGUCCACCACAUCUUAAAAUUCCAGGAAGUUGCGCUUGGAUACUGGAUGACAAGAACGUGAAUCUAGCUUUGCGCUAGCCCUCUUGAUAGCCCUGAAGCACAGCAAGCCCUGUUCUGUGGGAAAAGUAGCUUUGGAAAUAACGCUCUCUCUUUGGAGACUCUCGAAAGGGCAUCUCGGGGAGGUAUCCUGCUGGUUCUUGUGGCGGGUUUUUUUCCAGCGGCGGUUCACGUCUGUGGAGAUGUCGUCAGCAAGGACUGCCACUCCAGCCUCCAAGUCAGAAGGCAGGUGCAGCUGUGGUGGUGGCAGCCAAGACUGAGAAAACCCUUUAGGCUUACUGAAAAAAUUGUUGCCUGUGCAAAGGAAAAUCCACUUGCAAAAUCAGAGCGAAAGCAUUCUUUUAUUUCAGGAAUAAUUGAGCUUCUGCAUGACAUCCGGGACUCACUUAAGUAACAUAGGUUUUCUUACGCUACUUCUGGCUGGUAUGAAGUGGCAAACUAAAAUGCAAACAUGUCACCCUAUUUUUACACAUGUAUUUAUCAGUCUUUGCUAAGAUUGCAUGCCACAGAUCCUAAUGCGCAUCUUUUUUUCAGAACACGAAUGAGCAGUAGGCUGACUCUUCAUCAGGUCACUCCAGCAUAGCUCAUGACCCAUUCACCGAGUAGCUAAAACUCUGGCACUCGGAGCAGAAUGCAACUUCUGACUGGUUGAAGGACUGCACAAUUUAGAUUUUACAAUACCGUAUUAUCUGUGGUCUAAAAAGGAGAUUUCCCAGGUGGAAACUGUAUCUACAAGUUUUGAACCAGAAACUCUUUGGAAUGAAGUUUAAAUAUUUGGCACAAAUUAAGUUUAUACUAGUCUGCCUUUUAAGUUAUGCUUUUGUACAAAACUAAACCAAUAAAUGCAUCUUGUCAAUUUUUAUUUAAAUAUAUCUACUGCACGCAUUUGUUCUGUAUUUAUGCAUGUCAAACUAAGUCAAAUCAGCCACGAUGAUCUGGUAAUCUGUAAAGAUGUGACAGGGUCACCAGUGGGGCAGCUGUCAGUUAAAAAAAAAAAAAUAAUUAAAAAAAAAUCCAGAAUCCUUGUAGUAUUAAGGCCAAGAGAGACUGAGGAGGAGCUACUGCUUCCUCCUUCGCUGCCAGCACCACCUGAGGGUCUCCAGAGAAGCGCUGUUUGACAGCGAUGUGGCGUUAGCGCCCUGAGUACGGCUGCCUGCGGUGUCUUGCACCCUUGGCUGGCUCUGUGCAAUGAUACGAGCGAUGCUGCUGCUCUGAAGAGAUUAGCAGGGAGGGAAUACAGGAAAGGAAGCCUGAGCUUUCCGAGAUACCCAUGUCUCCUGGCUACUGCUUGGAAUACUCCCCCUUUGGUGUGGGAAGCCAUUCCUGUUCAACAUGUCCCAAGAGAAAGCCAGCUUUCCGCGUCCUGCAGAUGACCGCAACGGGUGACCACGGUGCUUCUGCUUACAGCGCGCCGUGCCAGGCGCGAGGGUGCGGAUGCAGGCUGAGAAGCCUUUUGGAAAGCUCUGUAUCUUCUCGGAGCUUUUCCAGACGGCGCUGAGGAGCUUUGCAUUUAGGGAGGGUGAAAAAGCUGGUCAGCCUGAAGCAGACAAAAGAUUCCCUUCAGCUGCAGCGAGAUGACAGCUUGUAUUAACUUACCUGCAGCAUCUCCGUCUGACAGAGCCUGCCUGGGAGGUCCCCGCGAGAGCUCAAGUGAGCUGCCCAGGUUUCCCGCUCUGCUGGGGAGCAGAACCCCGCGUUGCUAGCCAAAAAAGCACCUAGCAGGUCCUUGCAGACCUGCGCUUGCCUGCCAGUGGCCUCUGUCCGCGGUGUCCCAGCCGAGCAGAGGUGUGUGUUGCUCACCGGGCACUGCUAGCGGUCAGUUUACCCAUAACGCUCCUAAAUACACCAGGAAAGCUGGUAAUUGAUAAAAUUAUGCAACGUGGCACCUCCUUUAGCAAGCAGUUACCUGUUAAAAAUCUGCCAGCCAACAGCGGUUUAGGGUAGCCGUGGGUUUGCCCACAGCAGGCAGGAGACAGCCAUCCACUACUCCUGUCACAUCGUCAGCAGCAGCUUGCAGAGUAACACGGCAAAGCCUUCUUGCAAUCCAAAAUCACAUCCAAUCUAUCUAAUCUGCAGUCCUGCUCACCUUUCCUCCCCACCUCCCUGCUCUUUUUCCUUACUAUUUAUCAAAUAAUCGCCUUUUUGCAGUUGCCUUUUUUGCUUUUAAAUAUAUUUUUCAGUAUCCUUGCAGCAAUCCCCCCAUAAAAAGGUGUUAAUGAGGCUUAGGGAGUACCCAGGGUGAAGCCCACCCUGGGCACCAGGUGGCCACGGCACUGGAGCGGCAAACGUCGGGUCACCCAGGGCAUGGUGAGUGCAGUCAUCUGCGGGCAGACUGCACAGCUGGGCAGCAGCGUGCUGGCAGCACAUCAGACAGAGCUGCUGGCGUGAGUUAAACUGGCAGAGGACCGGACUGGUAGUUUGCUCAGUUUAAAAUUAUAGGAAAGGAGAGGGUUCUGUGGUUUCUUAUUUAUUUUUAAUACUUUUAAAAGAAAAAAAAAAAAAAAGAAGAGAAGCUUCCUUCUGAAGCAUUUGCAAUGGUAUCAGCUGGUUGCUGAAUGUAAUCUCAGCAGUAUUAAUUGCAGAUGUUUACUGAAUUUCGCUGCAGAGGUUUAAGGAGAUCCUCGGAGCACCCUGUCUCUGCUGAGGGAAUUCCUGUUCACCAAAGGGGAAUCUGCAUCAGCUGUGUCUGAAUAGCCAGUUGGGAGUUCAUUUCCCAUAGCAUGAAGGAAAUGAAUUCUUUUCAGCAAAUGAACCUCACUUUGUGUAUUAAGUUAUACUAGCAGUUACGUUUUUCUUUCCACUGUUUUUAUGUGGAUGGGUAAUUAUUCCUGUUGGCAUGGACGGGCAUUGAGCAAAGCUUGGUCUCCAGUCGCAAGAUUGCAGACAGCUUUAACAUUAACCUUACAGUGCUAAUGCUCAGCCGUCACUGCUGUUUCCCCUUCUCACCCUUUCCUUUCCUUCCUAGGCAAGCAAACUGAACUCCAAACAAAAUUUCAGAAUAAUUACUCAGACCUGGCUUCUUCAACUGCUUGCGUUUUGGCUCAAUUACGCAGUACAAAACAGAACUGCAGAAAUGUUAUGGGUUGACUAGCUCACCAAUUGCAAGUGAAAUAGCCUUUACAAUUUCAUUAGCAUAACCACAGCAACUGCUGUUGGACUAGUCUAACCUUCUUGCCUAAAUAUUUUAAAAUAAAAAAGCGUUCAGGAGGUUCGGUUUGAAAUUGCUUGUUUGCUGGAAAAAUAAAUACACAGUAGGUAAACAGGGGGAAAGAAGAACUUUAUUGUAAAGCCAGCAAGGCAGAAAGCCUUUUUACAGCCCAUUUUUGUUGGCAGUAUGCAAAAUUAUAAAGCUGACCAUAUACACACACAGUGUGGUUUAUGUUUUGCAUCUCUUUCAAACAGACCAUGAGCUUCGUAGUGCUUUUGUCCCGUCUCAGCGCUAUACUACUGCUAUAUGGAAUAUUCAUUGCUAUGAAAAGUUUUUUAUUCAAACAUUUCUGGUAUUUUCUAAAAUAGUUUUACUGUAAAGAAAGGUAUUGUUCAGGCUGAGACUUCAGUUAGGGCUCUACUUCAUAGACUCAUGAUUAAUUUCAAGGUUCUAUUUAAUAUCAGUGACAUUAUAAUGACCUUCUGGUCACUGCUUAGGGAGGCUCCUCCUGACCGUAGGGAAAAGCUGACAGUCAGGGACUCCUCCGGAAUGGUUACAAUCCACUGUAGUAUCUGUAUGGAUUCACAAUGCAAUUAAAUUACCUCCUGAGGACUAUGUAAAAUAAUUGCUAUGCUUAUUGAUUAGCCCCUGCCUAAAUCAAUAAUUGGGAUUUUUAACUUGUUUCCUUUACGUACCAAAGGCAGUCCAGUUACAUUGCAGAAUAAUAACAAAAAUUAACAUUUUGAUUUAUAAAAUUUAGAUGUAUUCUGGCAGGUCUCUUAAAGUUGCAGUGAAUGCAAAAGGAGCUAAACUAUGCUUCUUUCAAUCCUUCCUCCCUUCAAAAAUCUUAUAUAUGAAAUAUAUGAAUAAUGAAACUUGGAUUUUGUUUUUCAGUUUGUUUCUUUUUUAGAACUUUAAGAAACUUCUCGCUCAGCCCCUGCUAGAAAAAGUCUUCUCUACUUAAGAGGGCUUUUGCUAAGCGCUCAGGAGGUACAUUGUUCUGCUAAUUGAAGACAGUUUUGUGCUGACAUCAAUGUAAUCGGCUUUUAAAUGUAUAGACCUACAAAACUCCGCAGGACUCUGGUCUCCCUUACUCUGGGCUGCCUUCCAAAGGCCAGCCGGCCUUUCCCUUUUAAUUGCACAUAAUCCUGCAAUCACCCAGAGACAAUCAUUGACCACCUACACUGGCUGUAGCUAUAGUAUCAGAAUAAGUUGUGGGUUUGUUUAUUUUUGCAUCAAGAAUUAAACUGGUCUCCUUUGCGACAAAAGCAGGUCUGUUCAGUCUGGGGAGUCGGUGGGACAGCUGUUACUCUGACAUCUAGGUUGUGAGUGGUUUAGGAAAAAUAGUCAUAAAAGUUUUUUGGAAAACAGUUGAUUAGGCAUCCAAGGGUAAAAUGUCCUUUUGUUUUGGUUUUGCAAAAUUAAUAGGGGGGGAGGGGGGGGCGGUUCUCUGGCCAGAAUUUCUGAGCCUCCGUGGGCUGCUCGGGGCUGUUGGCUGGAAGGGUGAGUCACUCUUGCAGGGAGGCAGGGUGAGCGCUGAUCCAGAAAUCACGGCAGCAGGUGAUGCGUCACCUUAGUGAGGACUGUGCCUUCCACAGGGGGAGGCUUUUGCAAUACAGCCCUUGAACAGGUUUCUUACAAAAGCUCGUCCAUACCUGCAUUGCCUGCUAAUUGCUAAUACAAGCAGCUCCUGACAUAACUGCAAUGACUAUUUGGCAUCUCUCAUUUUAAAUGACAAUUACAAUUUUUAUAGUUAGAAACGCUCACCUAGCAGUAUAAAUUGGGUCAAUAAAAGAUUUUGCUGAGGCAUCAUAUUUGAUUGCCACGCGGACUGCAAUCAGACAUUGGAGCCAAGUAAUUUAAAAAUAGAUUGCUGUGUGAAUAAGCAAAUAAAUCGCUGAAGCCUCAUAAACAAUACUAAGGAAGGAAUGUAAUUGUAGGUGCUGUAAUGAUAAGAUAUGACCGUUCCACACAGCAGAUCAGGCACACAAAGUGCAACCGUGGAAUAAUCCUGGAGUGGAGACACGACUGAACGAGUAGGGACAGAAACGAGACUCUGCUUGGUGAACGGGGGGCAGGCGGGUACACACAGGGGAUCGCUUCUGCUGGGAAAUCGAGCUGGGAUAGUGUACCCAGGAAAAAACGACUGUUCGUCCUGAAAUAUGUUGGUGUCACUGCAAAUGCAAGCUGUAUUUUACCUAAUUCAGGUCUUGAAAAUCUAAAAUACACAAUCAGAAAGCAUUCUUCUCUGUUCGUUUUUCUUGUGUUAUUGGAUUGCGUGUUUUUUUGUUUUUUUUUUUUUUUAUUUGGACUAGACUUAUGAAGAUGAAGGCUUCUAAAUAGGGGUGUCUGAAAGUCCUCUUUUGUUUCUACAAAUAAUGACUGUGUUUAUUACUAGCUGCAUUCUGCAAGAGAAGUAGCAUGUGGUAAGGAGUUAAAUCACCACUACCGAAGGUGGCUUUCAUUUUAAACAGGAUGGGCCAAAUGCCUGGCAUGUAGAUGUGUGAAAGUGUAUUUUUGGGUUGCCGGGCUUUUAUUUUGGAUAGUUGGGGUUUGUGUUAUGGUUGUGUAAGAACCAUGAAUCUCCACAAAGAGAGGGACUGAUAGGACAUUUCUAAAGCUUAUUUGAGGUAAUUAAAAUGUUCUCAACGUUACCAAAAAUAAUACUGUGUAAGAGGGUAGGAAGAUUUCAGGAUCUGGUUCUGUACCUAAAAGCUGACCAAGUUCUUCACCUAAAAGCCAAGACUAUUGGAUAAGUCAGUGUAAGAGUCAAAGAGGAAUUCCUUGCAAGUUUUCUUCAUUAACAUGGUAUCUGAGGUGGUAAGAGUUUUAUAUAAACUUUUAAGUUCUAAGCGAGAAGUCAAGUGGAAUGUUGGACCAUAAUGGUUCAGUCGUUCCAUAUGGCAGGACACUUCUCUGCAGUGAGCCUGCAACACUCAGGAGCCAGCUGUUUAUCAUCGGCAUUGCAGGGAGGGAGAAGAAUUGUAAUAAUAAAUAAGUACAUAAGUCAUCUUAGGAGGAUGCUGUUUCUUUGCACUCUGUUUUCCUUUGGAGUGACAUAGCCUUGAGGGCAUCCACGAAUCCCGAUCAGCAAGGCUGCUUUUUGUGUAAGUGACCAAACAUCUGUACUUGUAAGGGCUGGUACGGCAUGGACUGGGGCAACUUUAGGGAAAAGGAAGGUGAUGAGGGGUGUGUGGUGUGGCAUACUGCUACCCCCUCGCGAGGUUGCGGUGUGGUUUAUUCAGCAUGUUUGAAAGCACAUACAGUUUUACAAGUUUUUGUAGUGGGGAUGCAGGCAUCCAGAAUCUAACUGGUCUAUAGGUGCAUCUCCCUCAUUUUUGACAAUUACUUGAUAUAAUUUUAUACCAAGUUCUUUGUUUUUAAAGAAUUUCAGGCACUGAGAAUAGAGUGUGUAUUUAUUUCUAAGCUUUACAUAGAACACGUGGUGUAUUUUUUAACCCUUUCCAUACUUUUCAGUUAAGUGUUCACAAGACUGUAUAUCAAAUACAAUAUCAAGUUUUUCUAUCUUUCUACAAGCCAAUUUAAGUUUCAUCUGAAUUUGGUAUACGUCUUUCACAAAACACUAAGUGGGGAAUAUGUGCUUCAGGCAUUAAGAUGGUGUGUGUCCUUUUCUCCAUUUACACUGCAUUACAUUUCACUUUUUUUCCUUUGAGGCAGAGAGAGCAGACGCAAAAUGUGUCGAGUGUUAACGGGGGCACACACUGUGUUUCCUUGUGCCUGGCUUCACGGAAUGUACUAUAAUGUUUGCUCACAGAUUCACAUCAUUAUCUACUUGGUUGAAUACAGGAGUGUUGUGUUGUAUUUCCUGUUACUCAGCAUUCGGGGAAAAGAUUUUUCUGUGUAUAAUUUUAUUUUCAUACUGAUCUCUAUUUUGUUUAAGACCAUGUUUCAUCAUGAAAUCACUUAAUUAAAAAUAAAUCUUCUUACAAAAUCCACUUUGGAAAUCAGCUCUUUUAUUGGGCCUCUGAAAAUACUGUAACGUUAUUUUUUAAAUGAGUACCUCUUAUCUCUAGAUCAUUCCAUGUCCUUUGCAGCAUUUUAAAACCUUUUAGAGAAACCACAGGAUAACUCUUACGUCACCUUUUCGAAGUGACUUCUGGUGGCCUAUGGAGUCUGACAUGUUACAGAUUGUAAUUCUGGAGGCGAAGCAAGUAAGGAUUCUGCAGCCAUCUGCAACAUAAUUUGAGCAAGAACUACGUAUGAAACAAAAACUAUGACAAACAAAGCACCAGAUCCUAUGGUCAACAUGUGGGAGAGGCCCAGGCUUCAUGUAAGAGUCUCUGCUUCUGAACGGAGCUUCCGAACUGGCAGCAACAUGCUUUACAACAGUGGCUGUAGCACAGAGAAGCACUGUUACUUUCACAGGGAAAUUUCUUCAGGGAAAAAAUACAUUUUUCUGUCUCUAAUAAAAGUCAGGGGCCCCAGCCAAACAUUUCCUUCUGCUUUUGUAACAGGUGAUACUAGUUCCAGUAAGAGAAACUGGUCUUUUAUCAGCGGUUGGGCAGGGGUUCUCCCCACCAGACACAGUCCAAGGAGACCUUUGCUCUAGAACAGUUGCACGGCAAGUUCUUACUUACUCUUUGUAGAAUCUAAGACUGAUGUGUUAUUUCUAUUAUUUUAAAACUUUUUUUAGAAAGUAAUUUUGUGUUACCUUGCUGCUACCAGACAUGUGAUGCAAGCUAACCUAAAUCACUGAAGGAGAGCUGCUGUGGGAAGAGAAGCGGCUUUGAGACUUCAGUCUUGUCAGACUGUUGUCAUUCUUGAUGUUAGACUCGAAAGACACAUCCAGAUGACGGAUACCUGAUGCCAUGCAUUGAGCAAUUGCUCGUUUUUUCCUCAGUAUAGAGACCGGAGUUCGUAUGAAGCGCAUGCUGGGCGACAGCGAGGCAGCCAUGAAUGAGAGAAACAACAUUCAGUGUCAGUAAGCACAGGAGUAUCCCCCCGAAGACGGGCAGCGUCACACUGUGAUCUGAGACGCACUGCAUGGCACGUUUUCCAGUUAGCCUACUGCUCUGCGGGGUGCUCUGGCACGCCAGCUCCAUGCUCUUCCAUCAAGCAAACAGCGGCGGACGCUUUGCACAGCAACGAUCAGGCAUUGCACAGACAGAUUUGCUCUUGCUUCUUGAAGGCUGCAGUAGUAGGGGCAACGUGUAGAAGAUGCGGCUCUUUCCCCAUGACUUUUGAACUGCCAGAGGCUGAAGAUGCUCAGGUGACGCAGCUCCCUGCUGAGAAGGGUCGUUGCUGUCUGUCCGGUCCAAACUACAUCAACCCCACUGCAUGUUUGUGUUGAAAUUGGCGCUUCUUGAGGGAACUGAGCUUCUGCCACAAGAUAUAUUAGAAGUCGUGUUGUCAUGAGGAAAGGGCAUGGUGUGGACCUCUGCAGAGACAGUGGAACUCUGCGGGAGAGAGUGAAGACUUUGGACUUUUUUUGUCAAAAAUAUCCACAGCUCAAAAUACUGAAAGUCUAGAUGGAAGGUCAAGCGAGCAGGACUUACGCUUGAAAAGCAUCUCUUGUUCUUACAAGAGGCUCUGAAGACGCCGUUGCUGCAGAGGCUGAGGCAAGAGGCUCUGUGCAGGGUCGGGCUGUGUAACCGCCAUCAGGAGCUGGUGCUGUUCCACGGGAUGUCG
Messenger RNA from Falco peregrinus (peregrine falcon), 15428 nucleotides. RefSeq names its product HECT, C2 and WW domain containing E3 ubiquitin protein ligase 2 (gene HECW2). The coding region runs from base 228 to 4931 and encodes 1567 amino acids. Gene Ontology annotation, molecular function: protein binding; ubiquitin-protein transferase activity. Gene Ontology annotation, biological process: regulation of dendrite morphogenesis. The record is from RefSeq and is a predicted model, not a curated record. NCBI's taxonomy places the organism in Eukaryota, Metazoa, Chordata, Aves, Falconiformes, Falconidae. The transcript is spliced from 33 exons.